AUGGCGACCACCACCACCACCAGCCUCAGACGGUCCCCAAAGCCAACCCUUUCCGCCAUUAACACAUCAUUCACCUCACCAGCACUUUCGCACUCUCCAUCUGUGUUCUCGUCGGCCACAAUAUCCUCCAUGGCUUCUUCAGUGUCGCCUGGUAUUGCCAUUCUUCAGCAUCCUUCCCCACGUAGGCUUGAAGCCCUCAAUUCACCACUGUUGAAGACUGAUAUGGCCCUCCCACAAUUCUCCACUGGGCGUCCUCUUUCUACCGGCUUGGCUCACAAUCGAACUUUCUUCGAUAUUGAAACCUCUCCAACAGAAUAUGACAGCCCAGCUUCAUCCAACAGCGACUACUACUGUCUACGUCAGGGUACACACUUUAGACAACAAUGGAGUAAUGUCGAAGACGCCCCUACUCCACCCCCAAGUUAUAACGUCUGCCCAAUCACGCCACCAAAUGCUGCUCAGCGUAGUGCAAUCAAACUUUGGGAGAGCGGGGUAUCUCAUGGGACUCCAGCUCCCCCAAGUCCUCCUCCCGCAGCUGGAUUUGAUCACGCUAGCUCUAAGCUGCUUUCACCCAUUGAGCACGACCUUGAGGAAUUUUCAUCACAAAUCAAUGAGAUUCACGAACACCUCGCUCAUUCAGAUUCCGUUUUCAAGCAAGGCAUGAUGUCGGUUUACAUGCAACAAAAUGCUGCUGCUGCUCGUCUAGCUAGCUCCCCAACCGAGGCACUCUUCACCGAGGCUUAUCUUUUCCGCCCAUCGAGUGUGGACUCUGUUUCUUCGACUGCAAGCUUCCAUAAACGCGAGCGUGCUUGUCGCCAGCGCGCCGCCGAGGCUCAAACACGAGCCAUGGUUGCUGCUCGACAGCGCGAGGAGCAACGUAAAGAGUUCCUCAAAAUCACACUGGUGGAUAGGAUCGAACGCGAAGUCGCCGAGAUCGAGCGUCGUGCCAUCCGUGACUUAGAGAUGGUUCGUGAAGCUCGUUACGCUCUUAGAAUGGAGAUUGAGCGACAGAAGGCCCGUGACCGCAGAAGGGCUUUGGAGGCUGAGCUCACCAUUGAAAGAGAACGACAGGCAGCCUUGGAUGCUCAGAGAGAGGAUGAAGAGGAAGCCGAUCGUCUUCUUGCCUCGCUUAAUGCUGCCACUGAAGCAAUUACGUUGGAACAAUCCGGGGUAGUGGAUCAUGAGGAGGAGGAGGACCAGGGCGCUCAGGAAUGCGUCUUCCACCUUGCCGCUGACUUCCAUCUUUGCCCCGAAAGUUCUUUUGUGGAAUAUCCUUCGUCCCCAUCCCUCACCCACUCUGCCUCCACUCGUCCAUCGACCUCACACUCUCAUCAAGCACCCCCACCUUUGUCGCUCCACUGCACAGUUCUUCCAACCCAACUACCGCUUGCUCCUACCUCUGCCACAUCCUUGAAAUCGCCAUUUAUCACAUUUUUGUCUUCGCCAAUUUCUCCCUGUUCUCCGAUUAUGCAAGGGGGGUUCGCAUUUGCGUCUGCGCGAUCGAGUCUAAACAUGGAUAUAGGCCUUGGUUUUGAGCUUAACUUCAACGAUCUCGGCACGGACAUCACCGGCAUCGAAGGUACCACAGGCAUUGUUGCUGCAUGUGCAUAG
Molecule: messenger RNA, 1611 nt
Organism: Orbilia oligospora ATCC 24927
Lineage: Eukaryota; Fungi; Ascomycota; Orbiliomycetes; Orbiliales; Orbiliaceae
Exons: 1
Coding region: 1-1611 (536 amino acids)
Source: RefSeq, a predicted model, not a curated record